UCGUUCAUAAUAAAAGAAAAUAAAAGAAAAGAGAGAGAAAAGCAAUGGAGAAUUGAAGAAAACCUAGAUUUGGUCAGGUCCUCCAUUCGUCUUGCUCAGAAGACAGAGACAGAGAUGGAUAUCCUUAACAAGUUAAAGAAUUUAGAUGCGUAUCCGAAGAUCAACGAGGAUUUCUACAACAGAACUCUCUCGGGAGGUCUCAUUACCCUCUUCUCUUCCAUUGCUAUGUUCUUUCUCUUCUUUUCGGAGCUUAGAUUGUAUCUUAAUGCCGUCACCGAGACUGGACUUGUUGUAGAUACUUCGAGAGGAGAAACUCUACGAAUUAACUUUGAUGUGACUUUUCCGUCGCUUGCAUGUUCUCUUCUUAGCAUUGACGCCAUGGAUAUCAGUGGAGAGCAGCACUACGACAUAAGACAUGAUAUAAUAAAGAAAAGGAUUGAUCAUCUUGGUAAUGUGAUUGAAUCAAAAUCAGAUGGAAUUGGUGCACCAAAGAUUGAAAAGCCUUUACAAAGGCAUGGAGGAAGGCUUGAUCACAAUGAAACUUACUGUGGCUCUUGCUUUGGAGCAGAAGCGUCAGAUACCGACUGCUGUAACUCAUGCGAAGAGGUUCGUGAAGCAUAUCAAAAAAAAGGAUGGGCAAUGACCAACCCUGAUUUGAUUGAUCAGUGCAAGAGAGAGGGUUAUAUUCAAAAAGUUAAGGAGGAAGAUGGUGAAGGAUGCAAUAUGCAUGGAUUCCUGGAAGUGAAUAAGGUAGCUGGCAGUUUCCAUUUUGCCCCUGGGAAAAGCUUUCACCAAUCAGGCAUUUCUCUGUUCGAUUUGCUCGCAUCAUUUCAAACAGAAAGUUAUAAUAUAAGCCACAAAAUAAACCAUUUAUCUUUCGGUGAAGAGUUUCCAGGCGCUUUCAAUCCACUUGAUGGGGCACAGUGGAAACAACCAACUGCUGGGGUGUAUCAAUAUUUCAUUAAGGUCGUACCAACAAUCUAUACAAACAUACGAGGUCGCAAAAUUAAUACAAACCAGUUUUCUGUAACUGAGCAUUUUAGGCCUACAAGUGGUUAUCCUCAGCCUCUUCCUGGGAUUUUCUUCUUUUACGACUUCUCUCCAAUUAAGGUGACUUUCAGCGAAGAGAAUGUUUCAUUAUUACACUUUUUGACCAAUGUUUGCGCUAUAAUUGGAGGAAUUUUUACAGUUUCUGGGAUUAUCGAUGCUUUUGUGUUUCAUGGCCACCGCGCAAUUAAGAACAAGAUGGCAAUUGGGAUGUACGGGUAAAGUUAAGGGAGGAAGCUGACUGCCAGUUGGGAUUCUGGAGGUGGGGUUUGAUUGGAUGAUAAUGACAUACGGAUGGUAGGUGUGCGGUUGUUCCCCAUGGACAUUUGUUCACUUGCCCAGAGCCACCAAGAAAGGAUGUAACCUCUUGCCCCCUCCUUGGUCUUUAAAUGUAAAUUGGUGCAAAAGCAAAAAGGUGAACUUCAAAAAUCAAACAGCUAACGCAGCCAGUUAACAUCAUCAGUUGUUAGCUCUUGCCAGUGGGACAUAAAAUCAUAGCAUAUUCCAAUCUGCAUCCACCUGUGUUAUCAGUCGUUUCUAUUGAAAAUUUUAUUACAUUAGAACGAGAUCAUGAGAAGAUAAGUUGAUGCAUAAUUCUCACUUCGGCCCGCAUGAACCCCGAAUUUAUUGAUAUUUUAUUAGAUCCGAG
Messenger RNA from Papaver somniferum (opium poppy), 1696 nucleotides. RefSeq names its product endoplasmic reticulum-Golgi intermediate compartment protein 3-like. The coding region runs from base 115 to 1269 and encodes 384 amino acids. The transcript is spliced from 13 exons. The record is from RefSeq and is a predicted model, not a curated record. Lineage: Eukaryota; Viridiplantae; Streptophyta; Magnoliopsida; Ranunculales; Papaveraceae. Gene Ontology annotation, cellular component: COPII-coated ER to Golgi transport vesicle; endoplasmic reticulum.